Syngnathus acus (greater pipefish) is the source of this 4271-nucleotide messenger RNA. Its product is annotated as chloride channel protein 2-like. The transcript is spliced from 25 exons. Gene Ontology annotation, biological process: chloride transport; transmembrane transport. The coding region runs from base 592 to 3594 and encodes 1000 amino acids. Gene Ontology annotation, molecular function: voltage-gated chloride channel activity. Lineage: Eukaryota; Metazoa; Chordata; Actinopteri; Syngnathiformes; Syngnathidae. The record is from RefSeq and is a predicted model, not a curated record. Gene Ontology annotation, cellular component: membrane.
AGAAUGUACACAUAGUUUGCCUCCUCCUCCUCCCCUUCCUUGUCUCUGCAGACAAUGCCGAAAUUAAGACAAAUGCACACAUCCGCUCCGACCGGGGCGCCAGCAUUUCUGCACGCAUGGGGAAAGCUGCAGGACGCGACACCGGCGCUACCCGCAUUGCAUCACGGACACGACUCCCGGUCCCCCGCUGUCUUCAUCCUCCCACAUCAGCCCGAGCCGGCCUAAAAGGACGACUUUCUCUAUUCGCCGGUGCAGCACAAAAACGCAUAUUCGCCGAUGAUGAAAUCGAUCCAAACGGCUUGCUCGUGUGCGCAAAAGCCGUGAAUUACGCGCGGCGCGAGUAACUUUCCAGAGCCGCCGAAUGGCUUGCGCAUCUUCGACGAGCCUGCGGGUGGCAUCCAGCGAGAGCUCUCACGCGUGUCAUUUGCAGCCCGGUCACGUUAUCGAUUAAGGAGAGCGGCAGCUAGCAGCAACCUGUGGCAGCGCGCGUCCUUGCUUCAACUUGCGUCUUCUUUCCGCGAGGUGCAAUGGAGCGACGUCGCAGCUGACGAUUUGGAAGUGUCGGGAGGAGCGGAGUCGCCCAGGGGAAAAAUGUAUGGGCGGUACACGCAGGAGCUGGGUGCCUACGCUAAGGCGGAAGCGGCCCGCCUGCGCGAUGGCGGCGUGCGCAACGGCGAAGGGCUGCGGCGGAACGCCAGCGUCCGAAGUCGUGCGGCGGAUCUGCACGAGUACCAGAAAGAACCGUGCGCCAAGUGCCAGUCAUGCGCCUCCAGCUGUCAGAAGUUUCUGAUCUCGCGGCUGGGAGAGGACUGGAUCUUCCUCAUCCUACUGGGGCUGCUCAUGGCGCUGGUCAGUUGGGUCAUGGACUACGCCAUCGCCUUCUGCCAAGAAGCACAGAAGUGGAUGCACGGCGGCCUGGACAAUCAUCUGCUGCUGCAGUACAUCGCCUGGGUCAGCUACCCCGUGGUGCUCAUCACGUUCUCGGCAGGAUUCACGCAGAUCCUGGCCCCGCAGGCCGUGGGCUCGGGCAUUCCGGAGAUGAAGACCAUCCUGAGGGGGGUGGUCCUCAAGGAGUACUUGACUUUUAAGACGUUUGUGGCCAAGGUCAUCGGGCUCACCUGCGCCCUGGGCAGCGGGAUGCCUCUGGGGAAGGAGGGACCUUUCGUACACGUGGCCAGCCUGUGCGCUGCCCUUCUCAGCAAAUUCAUGGCCGCUCUUUUUGGCGGAAUCUACAUGGAAGAGCCCUUCGAGGGAAGUAAGAAUGAGUUGAGGAACACCGAAAUGCUGUCGGCUGCUUGCGCGGUGGGCGUUGGUUGCUGCUUUGCCGCACCUAUCGGAGGGGUGUUGUUCAGCAUCGAGGUCACGUCGACGUUUUUUGCUGUGAGGAACUACUGGAGGGGCUUCUUCGCUGCUACCUUUAGCGCCUUCAUCUUCCGAGUGCUGGCGGUAUGGAACCAGGAGGAAGAGACCAUCACAGCUCUCUUUAAGACUCGCUUCCGUCUGGAUUUCCCCUUUGACCUUCAGGAGCUGCCGGCCUUCGCCGUUCUCGGGAUCGCCUGCGGUUUCGGCGGCGCCCUGUUUGUCUACCUGAAUCGGCUCAUCGUGGAGUGCAUGAGGAAGCAGAAGACCAUAAACAAGCUCUUGCUGAGGAAUCCGUCUCUUCCUGUCAGGCGUUUGGCGUAUCCGGCGCUCGUCACCCUGCUGGUGUCCACGCUCACGUUCCCUCCGGGCCUCGGGCAGUUCAUGGCGGGCCAGCUGACGCAGCACGAGUCGUUGGUGGCGUUGUUUGACAACCGCACGUGGUGCCGCCAGGGUGUGGCCGAGGAGUUUGACUACAUCAGCCACCACCACCACGCCUGGAAGCACCCGCAGGUCAACGUCUUCAUCACGCUCGUCCUCUUCAUCGUCAUGAAGUUUUGGAUGUCCGCCGUGGCAACCACCAUGCCCGUUCCGUGCGGGGCCUUCAUGCCGGUUUUCCUCAUCGGCGCGGCAUUUGGCAGACUGGUUGGAGAGAUCAUGGCCGCCAUGUUUCCCGAUGGUAUCCAUGCCGACGGCAGCGUCUAUCCCAUCGUUCCCGGCGGUUACGCUGUCGUGGGUGCUGCGGCGCUUUCCGGGGCCGUCACCCACACCGUGUCCACCGCCGUCAUCGUCUUCGAGCUGACCGGCCAGAUCUCGCACAUCCUGCCCGUGAUGAUCGCCGUGAUCUUGGCCAACGCCGUGGCCCAGGCGCUCCAGCCGUCGCUGUACGACUCCAUCAUCCGCAUCAAGAAGUUGCCCUAUCUUCCCGAGUUGGGCAUGGGCCAUCACGAGAAGUAUAAUAUCCGCGUGGAAGACAUCAUGGUGCGGGACGUGCGCUUCAUCACGCUCACCUCGUCUUAUCGGGAGCUGCAGGGGAUGCUGCUGACCGGUCAGCUCAAGACGCUGGCCUUGGUUGAAUCUCGAGACUCUAUGAUCCUCCUGGGCUCCAUCGAGAAGCUUCAGCUGCAGUCUCUGCUCUCGCUGCAGCUGAGUCGCCAGCGUCGGCUGACCCACCUGAGCCAGCUGCUGUCCCGGGACAGCGACCCCAACGACAACCUGACCAGCCUCACCAGCCUGACUAGCGACAGCGCCCCCACAUCCCCGCGUAACAGCAACAACGCUCAUCGAGGGGUUCACUUCUUGGUGAGCGCCCAAGAGAUCUCCACAGAGGAGUCGUCCUCCUUCGGCUCGGCCGUCUCCAACCUUCGCCGUCCUCUCAAGUCGGCCCUCAAGAGCACGGCGGCCGUCAGCGACGCCGACCCGCCCGACGGUUUUCAGAUGCUGUCCUAUGCCGAGCAAGGCGAAGAGAGGCGAGAGAGUCCGUGUGGGGCGUCCCCGUGCGAAAGGAGGAAGCCCAAACGCGUGAGGAUCUCUAUGACGGACUCGACUGAAGUAGACGAUUGUAUGAGCCCAACUGAGAUCACCGAGUGGGAAGAACAGCAACUGGACCAGCCGCUGGAUUUUAAGAACUCCAAGAUUGAUCCGGCUCCAUUCCAGCUAGUGGAGCACACCUCGCUUCAUAAGACCCACACCAUUUUCUCCCUUCUGGGUCUGGAUCACGCCUACGUGACCAGCAUGGGCCGUCUGGUCGGCGUCGUCUCGCUCAAAGAGUUACGUAAGGCCAUCGAGGGCUCAGUGACGGUGGCAGGGGUGAAAGUGCGCCCCCCGCUGGCCAGUUUUCGUGACAGCGGCAACACCAGCAGCAUCUCCGAGGUCACAGAGCUCCACAAACUGUGCAUGCGCCACCGGGGACUCUCGUUGCCGCGGGAACCCAGACCGCCGGACCAGGCGGAUGUCCGGCCAGACGUGGCGUACCACGAUAUGCCCAUCGACGUGUCGGACCAGACCGAGCCGGGCGAGCCAACGCUCCGGGAGAGCCCCUCGUUCACCGAGGACCAGUCGGACUUUACCUUUGACUGCAGCCCCGCCCACACGGAGGAGUCCGAGCUGGUUUGUGACUUUGAACCACCGCCGGGCCAAAUUCCUGAGCCAGAACAAGUGACGCCAGAAAGCUGGAGCGCCCCUCUGAGUGGGGACCAAUCAGAACCAGAGGCAAGACCAAUCGCUGACAAGUGAUGAAUGUUGACUUUUCUUCCAUUAGAGUAGCUCCUCCAUUUGACACUGCCUUGCUUAAGACACAGUCUGGCGAGAACUAGCGAUUAAUCCAGAGGCACAAAGUCCAACGUUUUUUUGCGAAUGUCUUUGCGACCGUUGGCGAGCUUGAACCAACGCUGACAUACAAAACACUCGCAAAACUACGCCUUACCUGCCUUCCAGACCAAUAGGGGGCAGUGUAAUAUUUUUGUAGGGUGACACAUUUGAUUGGGCUUUUUUUUCCAUUUGUGUCGGUAUGGGGAGCCCAUAUGGUGCAAUACUUAGCCCACAAAUAUACAAGUAUAUAAAAGUUCCUUUGUUGCAGUAGCUCACUUCAAAAAGUGGAACUUUGGCUCAUUUGCGUCACCUGUAAGAUAUGAGAGUCAAGAUUAUUUGAUUGAAUCAUGAAAUAUUGCACUCUGGGUAGUGAAUCUGUAAGUUUCACAUUUUAAAUUGAUCUAUAAUCCAAUUUAUUAGGAUGCAGCUAUAGAUCCUUUUUUGGUACAAAUGUUGUUGACGUAAAAUUAUUCACAUUCACACCAUAUGCAAAAUGCUUAAUAAUAGCAACUCUGAACAAUAUAACAACUGUAUGAAAUAUGUUAGUCGCAUCAUAUUUUAUAUAGAUAGUCUGACUUGAUUAAGGCCCCUUCAUUUAAAAA